AUGGUUUCGAAAAUUGAUGAAUUAGCUGUUUCAACAAUUAGAGGUUUAUCAGUUGAUCAAGUUAAUGCUGCUCAAUCUGGUCAUCCAGGUGCUCCUUUAGGUUUAGCUCCGGCUGCUCACGUUGUUUGGCAAAAUAUGAAAUUUAAUCCAAAAAAUCCAAAAUGGAUUAAUAGAGAUAGAUUUGUUUUAUCAAAUGGUCAUGCUUGUGCUUUAGAAUAUUCUUUAUUAGUUUUAUAUGGUUUUGAUUUAAAAGUUGAUGAUUUAAAACAAUUUAGACAAUUAAAUUCUAGAACUCCUGGACAUCCAGAAUGUAAAGAUACAGAAGGGAUUGAAGUUACUACAGGUCCAUUAGGUCAAGGUAUUUCAAAUGCUAUUGGUAUUGCAAUUGCUCAAAAACAAUUUGCUGCUACUUAUAAUAAAGAAGAUAUAAAAAUUUCUGAUUCUUAUGUUUAUGCCUUUUUAGGAGAUGGUUGUUUGAUGGAAGGUGUUUCAAGUGAAACUUCAUCAUUAGCUGGUCAUUUACAAUUGGAUAAUUUAAUUGCAUUUUGGGAUGAUAAUAGAAUUUCAAUUGAUGGUGAUACUAAUUGUGCUUUUACUGAAAAUGUUCCUGAAAGAUAUAAAGCUUAUGGUUGGAAUGUUAUUGAAGUUCCAAAUGCUGAUACCGAUUUAGAUGCAAUUGCAAAAGCUGUUGAAGAUGCUAAACAAACUAAAGGUAAACCAACUUUAAUUAGAUUAAUUACUACUAUUGGUUAUGGUUCAUUACAAGCUGGUACUCAUGGUGUUCAUGGUGCUCCAUUAAAACCUGAUGAUUUAAAACAAUUGAAAAAAUCAUGGGGUUUCCCAGAAGAAUCAAAUUUCUAUAUUCCAGAAGAAGUUGCUGAUUAUUUUGCUAAAAAAGUUGUUGAAAAUCAAAAAUAUGAAAAUGAAUGGGCUAAAGUUUUCCAACAAUAUAAACAAAAAUAUCCAAAAGAAGGUGCUGAAGUACAAAGAAGAUUGGAUGGUAAAUUACCAGAAAAUUGGAAAGAAAAAUUGCCUCAAUUUACUUCAAAAGAUAAAGCUUUAGCUACUAGAAAAUUAUCUGAAGGUGUUAUCGAUGCUAUUUAUGGUGAAUUACCAGAAUUUAUUGGUGGUUCAGCUGAUUUAACCGGUUCUAAUUUAACAAGAGUUGAAGGUUCAGUUGAUUUCCAACCACCAUCAACUGGUUUAGGUGAUUAUGCAGGUAGAUAUAUUAGAUAUGGUGUUAGAGAACAUGGUAUGGGUGCUAUUAUGAAUGGUAUUGCUGCUUUUGGUGCCAAUUACAGAAAUUAUGGUGGUACAUUUUUAAAUUUCGUUUCAUAUGCUUCAGGUGCCGUUAGAUUAUCAGCAUUAUCAGGUCAUCCAGUUAUUUGGGUUGCUACUCAUGAUUCAAUUGGUUUAGGUGAAGAUGGUCCAACCCAUCAACCUAUUGAAACUUUAGCUCAUUUAAGAGCUAUUCCAAAUAUGUCUGUUUAUAGACCAGCUGAUGGUAAUGAAACUACUGCUGCUUAUAUUUCAGCUAUUGAAACUAAUGAUCAUCCAACUGUCAUUGCAUUAACUAGACAAGGUUUACCUCAAUUGGAAAAUUCAAGUACUGAAGAAGCUUUGAAAGGUGGUUAUACUAUACAUAAAGUUGAAAAUCCAGAUAUUAUUAUUGUUUCUUCAGGUUCAGAAGUUUCAAUUUCAAUUGAUGCUGCUAAAAAAUUAAAAGAUGAAGGUAUUAAUGCUUCAGUUGUUUCAAUGCCAGAUUUCUUUACAUUUGAUAAACAACCACAAAGUUAUCAAUUUAGUGUUUUACCAGAUGGUGUUCCUAUUAUGUCAGUUGAAGUUAUGUCAACUUAUGGAUGGUCAAAAUACUCACAUGAACAAUUUGGUCUUAAUAGAUUUGGUGCUUCUGGUAAAGCUAGUGAUAUAUAUAAAUUUUUCCAAUUUACUCCAGAAGGUAUUGCUGAUAGAGCUUCAAAAACAGUCAACUAUUAUAAAGGUAAAACUGUUUUAUCACCAUUACACCAUGCUUUUUAG
Insectozyma verbasci is the source of this 2037-nucleotide messenger RNA. NCBI's taxonomy places the organism in Eukaryota, Fungi, Ascomycota, Pichiomycetes, Serinales, Debaryomycetaceae. The record is from the annotation of a GenBank genome assembly.